Molecule: messenger RNA, 4466 nt
Organism: Diceros bicornis minor
Lineage: Eukaryota; Metazoa; Chordata; Mammalia; Perissodactyla; Rhinocerotidae
Gene: NADK2
Product: NAD kinase 2, mitochondrial
Exons: 14
Coding region: 164-1636 (490 amino acids)
Biological process (GO): NADP+ biosynthetic process; NAD+ metabolic process
Cellular component (GO): mitochondrion
Molecular function (GO): NAD+ kinase activity
Source: RefSeq, a predicted model, not a curated record
AUCGCCCGGCUUUCCCCGCCCCCGUCAACGUCUGGGCACGUCCCCCUCGCGGCGCGGGCCACGCACCGCUGUGCACUUAACCUCUGCCCGCCCGGCGCGAACUUAGAGGCCGGGCGGCGGGGCGCGGAGGCAGCAGCCUGGGCCUGCAGCCCCGGCCGGGCCGAUGAUGACUUGCUACCGGGGCUUACUGCUGGGCAGCUGUCGUCGCGUGGCGGGAGGCCGGGCGGCGGCGCUGAGGGGGCCGGGCGCAGGAGGCCCCGCGGCGCGGCCGCAGCUCGGCGGUGACGGCGGCGGCCGGCGGCACCUGGGGCACCUGAGGCAGGGUCAGCCGCGCGAGCUGGCGGGCUGUGGCAGCCGCCCCGACGGCGGCUUCCGCCCGUCCCGGGUGGUGGUCGUGGCCAAAACCACCCGGUACGAGUUCGAGCAGCAGCGGUACCGUUACGCGGAGCUCUCAGAGGAGGACCUGAAGCAGCUGCUUGCAUUGAAGGGCUCUAGCUACAGUGGACUGCUUGAACGACAUCAUAUUCACACCAAAAAUGUACAGCAUAUUCUAGAUAGUUUACAGAAUGAGGGAAUUGAGGUUCGACUAGUAAAGAGGAGAGAAUAUGAUGAAGAAACUGUUCGAUGGGCAGAUGCUGUCAUAGCUGCAGGAGGUGAUGGCACAAUGCUUCUGGCAGCAAGUAAAGUCUUGGACAGACUUAAACCAGUUAUUGGAGUAAAUACUGACCCAGAACGGUCUGAGGGUCAUUUAUGUCUUCCUGUUCGAUAUACACAUUCCUUCCCGGAAGCCUUACAGAAGUUCUAUCGUGGCGAGUUCAGGUGGUUAUGCAGGCAGCGAAUCAGGUUAUACCUUGAAGGGACUGGCAUAAACCCUGUUCCUGUGGACCUUCAUGAACAGCAACUAAGUUUACAUCAACAUAGCAGAGCCUUCAACAUUGAAAGGGUUCGUGAUGAAAAUUGUAUUUGUGUACAAGUUAAUGAAGAAGAAUUCAUUUUUAUUACCUGUAUACCUUCGAGGGAAGGGUCUGACACUUCAGGACCUCAGCUUUUGCCAGUGAGAGCACUAAAUGAAGUCUUCAUUGGGGAGAGUCUAUCGUCCAGAAUGUCUUAUUCUUGGGCUGUAGCAGUGGACAAUUUAAGAAGAAGUAUACCCACUCUAAAGGGACUGGCUUCCUACUAUGAGAUUUCAGUUGAUGAUGGUCCAUGGGAAAAGCAGAAGAGUUCAGGGCUCAAUUUGUGUACCGGAACAGGAUCAAAGGCUUGGUCAUUCAACAUUAACAGGGUUGCAACUCAGGCUGUGGAGGAUGUUUUAAAUAUUGCAAAACGACAAGGAAAUUUAAGUUUUCCGUUGAACAGAGAAUUGGUAGAGAAAGUAACAAACGAAUAUAAUGAAUCACUACUCUACAGUCCAGAAGAGCCAAAAAUACUUUUCAGUAUUCGAGAACCAAUAGCAAACAGAGUUUUCUCAAGCAGUCGUCAGCGUUGUUUUACCUCAAAGGUUUGUGUUCGUUCUCGUUGUUGGGAUGCCUGUAUGGUUGUGGAUGGAGGAACUUCUUUUGAGUUUAAUGAUGGAGCAAUUGCUUCAAUGAUGGUCAAUAAAGAAGAUGAGCUUCGAACUGUGCUUCUAGACCAGUGAAGGAUUUCCUCAGAUGACAAAUUCUGAUUACCGGAAAAAUACUUUUACUGCAUAAAGACUGCCUGUCAUAAAGCUACAUUUUUUUGGUUAUUCUUGAGACUGGUUGACCCUAGGCUCAAAGGUGACUAAUCAAGUGAGAUUUGUAUUAUUAUUCUGUUGGAUUCUGAUGGAAAAGAUGUUCACUGUGUAAGAAAAUGGAUGGACUAAACUGAUUGAAUUGAUACCAGUGAAAUUUCUAUAUUGCUUACAAUUGGUAUCCAAAAGUGCUGAUAUCUUUUUAAAUUGAGAAAGGUAGGCUCAAAUAAAGGAUUAAAUGUUUAGGAUUUGAAAUACAACUGUAUAAGUUUUUUUCUCUCCCUUUUCUCCUAACUUUGUGGAAUUGGUCAGACCAUAUACAUAUCAUUUGAUUAGUGUAUAUUUUUUAUAGUACCUAAAAAUCAAGAUUUUUAAAACAUUUUGAUGAUGAUGGAGAAUUUUGAUAAAUCUUGACAUUGACCUAAUUGAAGUAGGAAACGUUUUUAUAUGUGCUGAGAAUUUUCUAAUUUCAGAACACAGUGAUGUUGUUAUGACUCUUUAUUGAUUUAAAAUGUUCAAACAGUCAUUUUUGAAAUUAUUUAUAGACAUUUUCAUUUAAUUGACUUUCAGGAUAAUUUUGACAGUGCUGGGUGAAAUACAUAUAUCUGGACAAAGUCGUGAUGCUGUUACCAAUCUAUUGUCCAAUAGCUAUUCUAGGUCAUAGGCAAUUUUUUUUUUUUUAAUGAUUUGAGUCUAAUAGAUUUCUUCCAUAUUUAAAACUCUCUCACACGGAUUCAAAGACUAAAAGAAUGAACUGAUUAGAUAUAUUCUACUAGGAGUUUGGUCAGACCUUUAAAAAAUAUUUUCACAUAGUGGUAGGAAUAUUGUCAGAAAGGAAAUGGAUUCUUUAAUAAAUAUGCAAAACACAUUAGUUUUGGAAUUGCCUUUUAAUUUCAUGGUAGUUUUCACCUAGCUCAUAUUCCAAGUUUCACGUGUUAGCUUUGGAGGAUAAAGUGUUAUGGCUUUUCUUUUUUUCUCCCACUAUAAGAAUUCCUUUAGUUUGGGAGGAAACUAUUUUUAUCUAAUUGUUAAUAUAAGUAAUCCUAGAAUUUUCACAAAAAGCACCUAUUGCUGCAUCAUGAGACAAUUGGUAUUCUUAUGCCAUUUAUUCAAAGUUGUAUCUGUUUUUUUUCACUUGCUGUUAAAAAUUUUUGUUCAAUCAUUGACAUAUUUAUUGAACACCCACUCUGUGCCAUGUACUGUGUCAAGUGGUGGAUAUACAUUGAUGAAUGAAGCAGACAAUCCUGACAGAACUUGAGUCGAGUGAGCUCAGAAGUAAAUUCUGUGUAAGCUAGGAUGUAUAAUCUAAUUGAGUGCUCUUAGUUUUGCAAUAUGUAACAUGUUCUUGUCAGAUUUUUUAUGUAAAUGCUACUAUACAAAGGUAAUCUAGGUUUUGAUGUAUAUCCAGAACAAGAAUCUGUUUUUCUUUUUUUAAUUAAGAGUAUCUGCAUAGAUACCCAUAGCAAAGAGUUUAUAUGAUGCAUACAAUAAAAAUUAGUGUUUUCUCAGACCUGGAUCUAGUUUCCGGUUUGAUUUAAAAAUGAUAUACUUAAGAUACCACUUUAUAAAGAAGUGAAAUUCCACACUAUAGAAACUCCCCUAACAGCAUAAAAUACCUUCUUGACAAAAAUGCCAACUCCAUCUUUAAAUCAAGGAAAUCUGAUUGUCCAAAAUGGUACCAUAGAUCUGUUAAUAUGUAACAUAUUAAUAGGUAACCUGUAUGUAAUAUGUAAAAUUGUUCAUAAGCCAUAGUUUAAAGGUUUAAAAAACACUUAUUUGCUCCAUUUGCAAUAUAACUUCUAUUUCUGCUCUAUGGUGGGGAUUAAUUUGUAAGAGAUGAUGAGAGGCAAAGGAUGUUAGAAUAGCAAAAAUAUUUUUUAUGAAUUAACCUUUUAAUGGCAACUAUAUGUGAAUAAAAUUAAACUAUUGUUAUUUCUUCUUUUUUACUUCAUGUAUUUCCUUAACUCUUAUGGGCUCAUUACUUGAAAACUAGAUUUUCUCAAAAUAUUAUGUUUCAAAAGUCUUUUUCCCCACUGAUGUGUAUUAUUCUGUGCCCUGCUGACUUCAUUCACUGCUAAUCUUUGACACAGAACCAUGAUUUGUCAUGUAAUCAGAGAGUAAAGUGCUUAACUUGUAAGUGUAGACUCUUCAGAUAAUUUUAACUUAAUAUUUUUGAUGCUCCAUAUGUACUUAUAUUCAUGGCCCCAGUAAAUCAAAUCAUAUGUUUUAUUAAAUGUAUAGUCUUCAAUGUAGAGAAUUUCCACUGAUUUCACUUUUUAAAUAUCAAAAUGAACAAUAUGAAUAAAAGAAGUAGAAAGAGCCAAUUAACACAAAUGUUUUAUUGAAAAAUAUUCACUCGAGUUGAAAAAGUUGUCAAAUAUAAGUUUGAGGAUACAUUAUCUAUUGCUCUGCUUUGAAAAUAAUGUAAAUUUAGACUUUAAAUCACUAAAUUCAUUCCAUUGUACCAAUAUACCAUAAUAUAUGCAUCAUUAUACUUAAGGAUAGAUAGUAUCUACCAAGACAGUUGUGCAAAGAAGAUCCCAGGGAUAAUGUGAUAUGUAAAUGAUAUAAUGAAAAAUAUUAUAUAUAUUGGAGGGGAGGGAAAAGAGUAAAUGUACUGCUGAACUAUAAAGAGGAAUUGUUUAAAUGACAAUUUUCAAUUUCUUUAACAUUAAAAAUAACUAUGAAGGGAUUAAGGCAUAAGUCAAUGAGAAGGUGUAUUAAAUUUUCUAUAUUAAAGAAAGUAUGAAGAGUA